This is a messenger RNA of Vicia villosa (hairy vetch), 1975 nucleotides long. Its product is annotated as soyasapogenol B glucuronide galactosyltransferase-like. The coding region runs from base 325 to 1821 and encodes 498 amino acids. Gene Ontology annotation, molecular function: UDP-glycosyltransferase activity. The record is from RefSeq and is a predicted model, not a curated record. NCBI's taxonomy places the organism in Eukaryota, Viridiplantae, Streptophyta, Magnoliopsida, Fabales, Fabaceae. The transcript has a single exon.
UAGGUCACUUUUUGUGUAAUUUAGACACGAUGCAAACAUGAUAGAUGUGGAAGUUUGGAACAUUGCCACCACGCCUCAUUUCCUUUAUACAAUUCCAACCUCAACCAAAAACAUGUCGUGCACUACUAUGGGAACAUACGUCUGCUCAUAUUUUAAUCCAAAAACUUUAUGUGUCUGUUUUAAAUAGUACCACUUUUGCCUUUUCUUUAUGUCCUUUUCCAGUGAGACAUAUGCUUCAAAAACAAUCUACUACUACCCAUAAAUAUCAACUCUCCAAGGAAUAGAGAACCACACAUCCACACCUCAUAGAUUCCAAAAGAAACAAUGGACUCUCAACAAUCCCAUAACCAACUUCAUGUCGUUUUUCUUCCAUUUCCAUCUCCUGGCCAUAUGAUUCCAAUGAUUGACACUGCAAGACUAUUUGCCAAACAUGGUGUUAAUGUUACUAUCAUCACCACACAUGCAAAUGCUUCAACCUUCCAGAAAACCAUAGACAGUGACUUCAAUUCAGGAUACUCCAUCAAAACUCAUCUUAUUCACUUCCCUUCAGCUCAAGUUGGUCUCCCUCAUGGUGUUGAAAAUCUCAAAGAUGGAACUUCCUCAGAAAUUCUUGGUAGAAUCAGCCAUGGAAUAUCGCUGCUCCAAGAUCCAAUCGAGGUACUGUUUCGAGAUCUUAAACCAGAUUGCAUAGUAACAGAUAUGAUGUAUGCUUGGACAGCAGAAGCAGCUGCAAAACUAAACAUUCCAAGGAUUCACUUUUACAGCUCAAGCUACUUCUCCAACUGUGCCUAUCAUUUUAUCAUGAAGUAUAGACCUCACGAUGGUUUAGUUUCUGAUACACACAAAUUUACAAUUCCAGGUUUGCCUCAUACCAUUGAGAUGACACCCCUGCAGAUUCCUGAUUGGUUAAGGGAGAAGAAUCCCGCCACAGCCUAUUUUGAACCAAUGUUUAAAUCUGAGGAAAUAAGCUAUGGGACACUAUACAAUAGUUUUCAUGAACUUGAAAGUGAUUAUGAGAAACUAAGUCAAACUACAAUGGGGAUCAAAUCAUGGAGUGUAGGACCAGUUUCGGCUUGGGCUAACAAGGAUGAUGAAAAAAAGGCUAAUAGGGGACAGAUUGAGGAGCUUGGAAAAGAAUAUACAGAGUUGUUAAAUUGGCUUAACUCAAAGCAAAAUGAGUCUGUACUUUAUGUAAGUUUUGGAAGUCUUGCUAUGCUAGCUCAUGCUCAGCUUGUAGAAAUUGCUCAUGGACUAGAAAAUUCAGGUCAUAAUUUCAUCUGGGUUGUGAGGAAAAAAGAUGGAGAUGAAGAUAGAGACGGGUUUCUUCAAGAUUUCGAGCAAAGGAUGAAGGAAAACCAAAAGGGCUAUGUGAUUUGGAAUUGGGCACCGCAGCUUGUCAUAUUAGGCCACCCUGCAACAGGAGGUAUAGUGACUCAUUGUGGUUGGAACUCGAUUCUUGAAAGCUUGAGUGUUGGUUUGCCAAUGAUCACAUGGCCAAUGUUUGCUGAACAAUUUUACAAUGAGAAGUUGCUUGUUGAUGUUUUGAAAAUAGGAGUCCCGGUCGGAGCAAAAGAAAACAAGUCAUGGAAUAGUGUUAGUGUAGCGGCAGUUGUGAAAAGGGAAGAGAUAGUAAAUGCUGUCAAGAUUUUGAUGGGAAGUGGUGAAGAGAGCAAACAAAUGAGGAUUAAAGCAAAAAAACUUGGUGAUGCUGCCAAGAGGAGUAUAGAGGAGGGUGGAGACUCUUACAACAACUUGAUUCAGUUGAUUGCUGAGCUGAAAUCAUUGAAGAAAUCUAAAGCACUUGGUGAGAAAGUAGAUUAGAUAGUUGAAGUGAAGGAGUAAUCUUGGUGCUUUAGGACUUUAGGAAGUGUAGCUGAUGAAUGUUUUGAAUAAGAUGAAACAACAUCCAAGUAUUUCUCUCCUGCUGUUUUUUGUUGUUAUUUGGAUUUCAAUAAGAUGAGACACUAUACAAUUA